Messenger RNA from Strongyloides ratti, 1623 nucleotides. Its product is annotated as MAP/microtubule affinity-regulating kinase 3. Gene Ontology annotation, molecular function: protein serine/threonine kinase activity; tau-protein kinase activity; ATP binding. Bases 1 to 1623 code for a protein of 540 amino acids. The transcript has 4 exons. The record is from RefSeq and is a predicted model, not a curated record. Gene Ontology annotation, biological process: protein phosphorylation; microtubule cytoskeleton organization; intracellular signal transduction. NCBI's taxonomy places the organism in Eukaryota, Metazoa, Nematoda, Chromadorea, Rhabditida, Strongyloididae. Gene Ontology annotation, cellular component: cytoplasm.
AUGUCUGCAGUAUAUGCCAAAACUCAAGAGAUAAAUGGUGGUUACUCUAAUAAGCCAGUUCCAUUAUUAUCAUAUGAAAAUACAGAGACAACAUCAUCUGAUAAAAAUAAAUUAAAUACCAAUAUGAGUAUUGGGUUACCUGCUGACAUGACAACAUCAAUGGUCAAUGGACCUACAACACCCAGGGCAUUAAAAUCACAAAAUUCAUCCAAUAGAAUUUGUACUAAUAGUGAGAGAAAACAAUUGGAGAGAAGAAAUACACAGUAUGAUAAAUUUAUAAAUGAAAGUUCAAAGAAGAAUAUAGAUUUUUCUGUCAACUGUACACCAAUUAAGACAAAUCAACUUUACAAUAAUGAUCAAAUCUCACCAUUUUCAAAUACAAUGAAUACUUCUUCAUCCACAUCUGACUAUAAAUUUCAAUCUUUUUAUGAUACUUCAAAAUGUUUUGAGAGAACAGAUUUAACUCAUACAUCUAGAAUUAGUCUUUUAUCAGACAAGACUGAUAAUACUUCACAGUUAAUGAAUGAUUCUGUUUUAAUGGGACAAUAUUCUAUUAUUAAAACAUUGGGAUAUGGGAAUUUUGCUAGUGUCAAAUUAGCAGAACAUUGUGUUACCAAAGUACAAGUAGCUAUAAAGAUUGUUAAAAAAGCUGACUUGAAUGAGGAAUCAAUGUGUAAAAUGAGAAAAGAAAUUGAAGUACUAAAAAAAAUAAAACAUCCAAACAUUGUUGAAUUGUAUCAAGUUAUUGAAAAUGAUAAAAAAAUUUGUCUUGUCAUGGAGUAUUGUUCUGGAGGGGAAUUGUUUGAUUAUUUGGGUAAAGUAAAACGAUUUUCUGACAAUGAGGCGAGAAAAAAAUUUAGACAAAUUGUUAGUGCUGUUCAAUACCUCCAUCAUAAUGGAAUUGUUCAUAGAGAUUUAAAAGCGGAGAAUAUUCUUUUAGAUGAUAAGGGAAAUAUUAAAAUUGCAGACUUUGGUUUUGCAGAUUUUUAUAGUGAAGGUUGUUUAAUGGAUCAAUUUUGUGGUUCACCACCAUAUGCAGCACCAGAAUUAUUUCAAGGAAUAAAAUAUAUUGGAUUUAAAGUAGAUAUUUGGAGUUUAGGAGUAAUAUUAUUUGCUUUACUGGUAGGAUCAUAUCCAUUUCAUGCUGAUGAUUUAGGAACAUUAAAAAAACGUGUAAUAGCUGGUCGUUAUAAUGUACCAUAUUAUGUAUCAGUGUCUUGUGUUCAAUUGUUACGAAAAAUAUUAAUACUAGAUCCAUUAAAAAGAGCAACAAUAGAUAAUAUUGCAGAGUCAAAAUGGUUAAAUGAAGGAUUUUCUAAAUAUCAACCAUAUAUUGAAAAAAAAGAAGAGAUGUUCGAUGCAAAAAGGAUGAUGACAAUGUUGAAUUUAGGAUAUUCACAAAGUGACAUAUCUGUUUCAGUUUUACAAAAAUUACGAAAUUCAGUAUAUGCAUUAUAUACAUUUUUAGGAAAACCAACAAGUAUCAUAAAUGUGGAGGAAGAAUAUAAAAAAUAUUCACAGUCAUCUGAUACUCAGUCAAAUCAAUUUAACAAGUCAAAAGAUCUCAAUCUUUAUUUUAAUAAGCUCAAGGUUUUUUGCCAAUAUAAAGAGUCAAGCGUAUAA